Messenger RNA from Synchiropus splendidus (mandarinfish), 2558 nucleotides. It is a transcript of the gene jam2b, whose product is annotated as junctional adhesion molecule 2b. Gene Ontology annotation, cellular component: protein complex involved in cell adhesion; cell surface; tight junction. Lineage: Eukaryota; Metazoa; Chordata; Actinopteri; Syngnathiformes; Callionymidae. The record is from RefSeq and is a predicted model, not a curated record. The transcript has 10 exons. Gene Ontology annotation, biological process: leukocyte tethering or rolling. The coding region runs from base 41 to 913 and encodes 290 amino acids.
UUUGACCCACCUCAGUCAGCGAGAAGAACGGGACCCAGAAAUGGAGCCCACGAUGCUCAUGCUCCCUCUUCUCCUCAUCUCGCUGCACAGUCCUUUGUGUGAGUCAGUGACAGUCAGCACUAGAAAACCUGUGGUCGAGGUCCAUGAGCACACAGAUGCUGUUCUGUCCUGUGAGUUCAGGACUGAGUUGGAGCAGAAUCCUCGAAUCGAGUGGAAGAAGAAAGGAAAGGAUGUGACCUUUGUCUACUUCGCCGAGCAUUUCACUGGACCGUAUGAGCGGCGGGCCAAGAUCGACGGAGGGACGCUCACUCUUCACGCCGUGACUCAGAAGGACUCCGGGGAGUAUCGCUGCGAGGUGACCGCCAUCCGGGAUAGAAACAAUCUCGGUGAAGCUACAGUGACCCUCAAAGUCCUCGUGCCGCCUCAUGUGCCGUCCUGUGAAGUCCCGAGUUCUGUGUUUGUGGGCUCGGGUCUGGAACUCAUGUGCAAGGACAAGCAGAGCGUCCCUCCUGCCACGUACCGCUGGUACAAAGACAACAAAGCCCUCAUGGCCACAUCCGACACUCCGUUCAGCAUCGACUCUAACAAGGGCACCCUGAAGUUUAAAAGCGUGUCGAAAGUGGACGCGGGGAUGUACCGCUGCGAGUCGUCCAACAGUGUGGGGGCGCCCAAGAGCUGUGUGGCGAAGCAGUUGAAGGUCAUCGACUAUCCUCUGAACCUGACCAUCCUGAUCGCAGGAGCAUCGGGCUUUGUCGUGUUCAUCCUCUUCUGCUGCGUCUGCGUGUGCUGCUGCCGACGCCGAGGCUGCUGCAAAAAAGAGAAGAAAAGCAAAAGCGCCAUGUACAACCCACCUCCGCCUCCACCCAUCCGCAACCUCAAGAACUACAAACAAACUCAGUCGUUCAUGAUCUGAUGCCACAACAUCAAAAAAACACGAACUUGGGAAUGUUGCAUGACUUCCUUCCAGACGACCCUGUGACUGCGACGUGUUGGAUGUACAGAUUCAUCUCUCAAAAACUGCAGUUUUCAUAACACACUUCCAGAUUCCUCACCUUUCUUUGUUUUGACAGUUUGGUUAAAAAAAAAAAGUAUUCUACUUUCAAGAGAACUCUGUUAGCGGUUCAUCAUGUGUGUUUUGGGGCCAUUAUUCAUCUGUUGAGACUUAUAUUGGUUUUUCCUCUCCCUACCUUCUUCAUUUUAUUUCUCUUAUAGAUGCUAUUUUUCUCUACGCGUUUUUGUGUAUUUUUGUAGUGUGAUGUUAACUGUACUUCUGUAAUGUGAAUUGAGCAGAAAAAGAACAGGUGUCUGCACACACUGACCGACGAUUGGACUUUUGAAAUUGUUUUAAUCCAAAUAUUCUGUCACAAAAUGAGUUGUAAUGGCAAAACAACCGAGACAUUAUUCGCAAUUUGACCAGCGGACAUACACUGUGCGAUUCCAGCCACAACUGAAAUGAACUUUUUUGAACUUGAGCGUAGCAGACUGCAAUUGGAAUAUUCAUUAUUUCAAGGAUUAUUAUUGAUAUUUAAUUAUAACAUCUUUGUAUUAAAUGAGCCAGAGACAAGUUCCCAUGGCCGGUAUGUGAACUUGCAUACAUAUGUUUAAGAUGUUUUGGAAAAACAUGUACAGUCAGUGGUGACUCACUCACUGUCUUGGAGUCAAACCUGGACCGACUUCCAUUAUCCCAAUGAUGUUCAGUUAACACAGUUGGAAUUUUCAGCGUAAAGUCAGUGAUCACAACCUUAGAUGUUUUUAUAUAGUUUCAUGUACUUAAGUACAUGACAUGUACUUCUGUUUGAGUAGUACAUGUGUACUAUGGGAAAUGUAUCUCGUGAUGGAAUUUUGAAGUCAUAUUUUGUGUGUUAUGGUGAAGAACAACACUAUAUCUAGGGGGGGAAACAACCAAAAGUAAAAAUACCUCAGAGCCAAGUGCAUAAUGCCACAAAGUUGAUGGCGAUCACCAGUUCUUUCUAUGUCGUACUUGAGUACGGAUGUGUUUUUAACGUUGCAUAUCAACCAAGCUCCAUUCAAAUCUAAUAGUAAUGAAACCAUUUGCAUUCCAAGUUUGUUAGACAAUUGCACAGUGUAUGUCUGACCCUUUCCUGAAAACAUGUUUUCCACACCUUUAGCACUUCCUGCUUUAUGUGUAUAGAUUUUGUAGACUAGCCUCAAGCACUAUGAUUAUGUAUCCAGUCAACUCACAUGUUCCCUUUUAGUUUGAAUGGACAAUUACUCACCGUUUUUAAAUGUGGAUUUUAUCAUGGAAAUUUUCAUGCUUUGCUCUUGCAGGGAAUAUGUAAAUGCUUACUUCACCACCAGGUGGCGACAGAGCACUUCCCGAAUCCAUCCCGGUAGCAGCGCGAGUGGGUUUAUUUAUUGUUUGCCAACAGUAGUACUAUUGUUUUCUCUUUUGCUGUAGUUAUCUCCUCGCUCCUGCUUCCGUCAUCGCUAAAAUAUUUAAACUGAUCUGCGCAGUGAUUUCUGCUUUACAUUAGUGCUUGAAGUUGGAAGAACUUGUCGUGUUUUAUCGUUUGGAGACUGUGCAAAAGAUGCGAAUA